Messenger RNA from Chaetomium strumarium, 1709 nucleotides. RefSeq names its product glycoside hydrolase family 76 protein. Gene Ontology annotation, biological process: fungal-type cell wall biogenesis; carbohydrate catabolic process. The record is from RefSeq and is a predicted model, not a curated record. Lineage: Eukaryota; Fungi; Ascomycota; Sordariomycetes; Sordariales; Chaetomiaceae. The transcript has 2 exons. Gene Ontology annotation, molecular function: mannan endo-1,6-alpha-mannosidase activity. Bases 303 to 1571 code for a protein of 422 amino acids.
UGUCCGCCAUUGUCCCUCGUUUGAUGUGUUGACCACCAACGACCGCUUUCCCUUCAACCGUGCCUAUUUGUUUCUUUACUACUAUUCAUUGCCGUCUCAUUGCCAUUGUUUUGGUUAGCAAACACACUGUUGGACUCCCUUGAAUAUCUUCUCGCCAAGUCCAGCGUUGUCUUGAGAGUCCCGAGACUCAAGUCCUCUUCACCCGCUGAUACUACAACCCGUUACCCUUCGUUUCUCUGCUCGCUGGCGGCACCUAGACGCAUUUCCUCUUCUGAAGCUCCUUGAUAGGAACACAGACCAGCAUGAAGUUCACCAAGUCUCUCAAGCCCCUGGCGGUGGGGUCUGCCACCAUCUCUGCCAUAGCUCCCACGCAGUUGAACAUUAGUGAUACAGCUUCGAUCAAGGGCGUAGCCAAGACCAUCGCCGCUGACGCCAUGUCGUACUACCCGGGCAACGCCGAGAAGUUCGCAGAUCUCCCUGCGCCACACUACUGGUGGCAGGCCGGUGCCUUGAUGGGCACCAUGCUGGACUACUCGCACUACACGGGUGACACGAGCUACGACAAGGCCAUCGCCACGGCGCUGUUGGCGCAGGUGGGACCCGAGUUCGACUACAUGCUGCCGUCCAAGUAUGGCCAAGAAGGAAACGACGACCAGGCCUUCUGGGGAUUUGCCGUCAUGGCGGCUGCCGAGAGGAACUUCCCGCACCCGGAUGAGAAGGUCCCACCCUAUCUGCAGCUGGGCUCGAACCUGUGGAACUCGCUAGCUUCGCGGUGGAACACGACCGCGUGCGGCGGCGGUCUCCUGUGGCAGAUCUUCGCCUCGAACCCGAACGGGCUGGACUACAAGAACACGAUCAGCAACGGCGGCUUCUUCCAGAUCUCGGCACGGCUGGCGCGCGCCACCGGCAACAACACGUACCUGGAGUGGGCCGAGAAGGUGUGGGACUGGACCGAGGGCGUCGGCCUGAUCGACAGCGACUUCAACGUGCACGACGGCGCCAGCUCCAGCAAGGAGUGCAAGGACAUCAACCCGGUCACCUUCUCGUACAGCGCGGCCGUGUACAUCUACGGCGCGGCCGUCAUGGCCGACGUCACGGGCGACCAGAAGUGGGUGCAGCGCACCGAGAAGCUGCUGCAGGCCUCGCGCUCCUUCUUCUCGCCCUUCGACAACGCCACCAACAUCAUGUACGAGCACGCGUGCGAGCAGGUCUUCACCUGCAACACCGACAUGCGCAGCUUCAAGGGCUACUUCUCGCGCUUCGUGUACGCCGCGAGCCUGUUCGUGCCCUCCAUCCAGCCGACCAUCGACGAGCUGUGGCACACCUCGGCGCAGGCGGCCGCCAAGGCCUGCUCCGGGGGCGAGACGGGCACCAAGUGUGGCCAGAAGUGGUACGUGGGCGGCUUCGACGGCAUCACGGGCCUCGGCGAGGAGAUGUGUGCUCUCGAGACCAUCCAGGGCCUGCUCGUGGGCGAGUCGAAGCCGCCGCUGAAGGGAGGCGAGAUCAAGGUCGUUCGUACGUUUGCCUCCGCGCCGGCUAAGCGCGGGCGCUAUGAUGUCCGUCUAUUGUAGUAGACAUGACGGCGGGCUUGAAGGUCUUUUUCGCUUGGGAUGAUUCCCGUACUCCUUAUGUUACGUUCUUCUGUAUAUAGCUUUUUCUUUUGGGCAUUCCCGGUCCGGUACCUAGGUGCGGACCGUGGCUUCUUUUUG